Messenger RNA from Malaclemys terrapin pileata, 7545 nucleotides. It is a transcript of the gene ALKBH5, whose product is annotated as alkB homolog 5, RNA demethylase. Gene Ontology annotation, cellular component: nucleus. The record is from RefSeq and is a predicted model, not a curated record. Lineage: Eukaryota; Metazoa; Chordata; Testudines; Emydidae. Bases 1047 to 2216 code for a protein of 389 amino acids. Gene Ontology annotation, molecular function: oxidative RNA demethylase activity. Gene Ontology annotation, biological process: mRNA processing; mRNA export from nucleus. The transcript is spliced from 4 exons.
CUGCCCCUGAGUUAUUUAUAAUGUCGGGCUGGUGCCUGGUGACGUAGCGAGGAGUCCGGGCCGCGUCUGCGAGCGCGUCGGAGCUCCCGCCCCCAGCCCCUGCUGCUGCGAUGGGGAGCGAGGUGGCGGCCAGGGGGCUGCCGGGAGCCGGGGCAGCCGCUGGGCAUGUGCCAGGCUCCGCCACUGCCUGAGGAAGAGCCCCAUGGGCGGCGGGCUCCCAGCGCAGCGCGCGGGGCCCAGCAGCUGACAGCCCGCGGGCGGCCCGGAGGCCUCGCCCGGCCCUGCGGCGGCGGCGUCACCCGUGCCUGGAGGGAGGCUGGCCGCGUGGCCCCGCAGAGCGGAGCCCUGCUCCCACGCCGGCCCGGCCGUGAGUUUGGCAUCGGCCGGGGAGAGCGGGCGGCUGGGGGAACUGCGCGCUCCCGCCCCGGGAAGACACGGGGACCCGAGCUACCUAACCCCCCCCUCCCCCCUACAAGCCAGAAAGUGGCCGAGCUACCCCCCCCCGGCCCUAGCAAGGAAGAGGGGAGGCUUGGCCCUGUGUUGCCUGCCUGUCUCCUCCCCCCCUCUUGCCCUACGCAGUAGCCAGAGAAGAGCCUGCUCGCAUAGACGGAGGUGAGCUUCCUAAUCCCCCCCCCACACACACACACACACACGCGUGUCAGCAAGGAGAGAGGGGGCGCCCGACGUGGAAGUUUAGAGCAGUACAAGAUACGUCUCUUGUUUUGCUACCCAAAGGAAAGGGGGGGGGGACUUCCUGUUUUGGAGCAGAGCACGUCCCUCUCCCCUCCAAGGGGUCAGGGCUUGUUAUGGAAGAGUGCAGCUGAGCUACCUGUUUCAAAGGUUCCUACCCCCACCAAAGCGGAGAGUUGGGUGGGUGCCCUGUGUGUGGAAGUUUGACUAUAGAAUCCACUCCGUGUACCUCCUUCCUUUUGGAACUAUCCCAGCAGGACGGUGAAGGCCAUGAAUAGCAGCAGCACUUCCCACACUCUGACCCAAAGAGUCGUGCACAGAGGAGAUCAAUAGAGGAGGUGGGUUGCGAGCACACCAUGGCGGGGAGUGGCUACAAAGACCUGCGAGAGAAGCUGAAGUCCAUGAUGCCUUAUCGGGACAACUACAAAGGCAACAGCCUGCGGGAUCCUACAGAGUCCCCCUAUGGGGCAGUUGGGGGUGCUGCUGCAGAGCGAAAACGCAAGUACCAUGAGGACUCUGAUUCUGAGCCCAGUGACUACGAGGAGGAGCAGCAGCAGCAGCAGAAGGAGGAGGAGGAGGCCCGGAAAGUCAAAAGUGGCAUCCGGCAGCUUCGUCUCUUCAGCCCAGACGAGUGUGCCAAGAUUGAAGCCCGGAUCGAGGAUGUCGUAUCUAGAGCUGAGAAAGGCCUCUACAAAGAGCAUACGGUGGACAGGGCCCCUCUUCGGAACAAGUAUUUCUUUGGGGAGGGCUACACAUAUGGGUCCCAGCUACAGAGGCGAGGCCCUGGUCAGGAAAGGCUGUACCCUCAGGGGGAGGUGGAUGCCAUCCCGGAGUGGGUGCAUGACCUCGUGAUCCGGAAGCUAGUGGAGCACAGGGUAAUCCCUGAGGGCUUUGUGAACAGUGCGGUGAUCAACGACUACCAGCCUGGUGGCUGCAUUGUCUCCCAUGUGGACCCUAUCCACAUUUUUGAGAGACCCAUCGUCUCCGUGUCUUUCUUCAGCGACUCUGCACUCUGCUUUGGCUGUAAGUUCCAGUUCAAGCCCAUCAGAGUCUCCGAACCUGUCUUGUUCCUGCCAGUGAGGAGAGGGAGUGUCACUGUGCUAAGUGGAUAUGCAGCUGAUGAAAUCACGCACUGCAUUCGACCGCAGGACAUCAAGGAGAGGAGAGCUGUCAUCAUCCUUAGAAAAACAAGACUCGAUGCUCCUCGAUUGGAAACAAAAUCGCUGAGCAGCUCUGUGUUGCCGCCAGGUUACACCUCUGACCGUCUAUCAGGAAGCAACAGGGAUCAGAUCCUGAAACCAAAGCGGUCCCAUCGCAAAGCAGACCCUGACGCUGCUCACAGGCCACGGAUUUUAGAAAUGGAUAAGGAGGAGAACAGGCGCUCGGUCCUCUUACCAAAACAUAGGAGACGGAGCAACUUCAGCUCUGAGAACUAUUGGCGAAGGUCUUACGAGUACACAGAGGACUAUGACGAGGAGGAGGAGGAUGGAAGUCCAGCCCGCAAAGUUAAAAUGAGGCGACAUUGAGGCAUGAGCUUUCCGGAGUCUCAAAGCUGAAGAGAGUGGCCUCCAGUCUAUGAAAACUUCUCCUCCCUCCCCCCCUCCCCCCCCCCCCCCCCGGCUAUUUCUCAUCUAGCUUCAGUUUUGUUGUUUCCUUUCAGGCUGAAGAGUAAUUGGGAAGGAUCUGGCUAUUUGUUUUUAUGAAUGGAGUAAUAGUGAGGCAUAAAUAUUGAUGGAAUAUGUAAGGUGCCACCUGCAGUUUCCAAAGGGGUGUGUCAGAUGGACAUCCCCCUCCCUCAUGAAGUGGAUAUUGUUAACACUGUGGCAGGCUGCCUGGUCUGUAUUUUUGAAAACACCAAAAAGUUAACUUUCAUUACUGAAGAUUUAAGAAAUUAAUUUUUCCUUUUGCUUUGUUUAACUAAGUUUCUUUUUAAAAUGUUCUAAAUACCUUGUUUGACCCCAAGAGUUGAAACUCUUUGUAGCGGCCUCAUACUCCAUGCUACACCAAAGGGCUCCUGAAUUCCUAAGUCUGCUAUUACAUAGUUUGGGUUUUUUUCUUUUUAAAGGUGUCCUGCAGCAACUGGAAGUUUGAAGCUUUGCAGGCACCCCUUACUGCAAUCGAUUACAAAGUAUUUAGGAUAUUUGUUGCACUUUAGUAACAGUUUUUAAUGCCCUAUGCUUCCCUCCACUUCACCCCCCCCCCAGCUAGUUUGGGCUUGCAAGCAUCUCGUCUUCUGCACUGCUGACUAGAGGGUGUAUUCUCUCUGCGAAGGCCAUACACAAGCUCUUGCUCACAUCAGUGGUGGUUCUGAGGGGCUCCUCAAGGAGAGAAUAGGCUUGUUUGAAAGAGGAAGGAAUAUUGGACUUGAAGUUGCUCCAUCCACUUGACCCUUCUCGCUAACCGCAUCAUUACAAUUUUUCAGAAGUAUAUUGUGUUUGGAUUUUUAAUCUCUGGAUAAGUGUCUUAGUUGGCUUUAUUGAGGCCUGUCAAACUACGGGACUGAGAUUUGUAUUGGCCCCCUAGGCCUUUGAGUAUGAAAAUGAUUUGUGUGUGUGUUUUGGAUACGUGCUUUUUCCUUCUCAAAGCUAGAGAAUAGCCAGAACAAUGUUAGGGCUAGCAGAUUGCACUUGUGAGGAAAUGUGACUUGGCAAUGCCCUGGGAAGGGCUGUCUUUAUGCUGGCUGGCAUCUUGGUGGAAGUGGAUCUCUCCCUUCUUGGUUCAGGAGGAAAAGGAUCCACACUGCAUUCUCUCUGGAGUACCCUGUUUGAGGAUGCUUCAGAGCAUUGCAGCAGCUUGAAGAAUCUGUUAAACUUCUCAGCCACAAAGAUGUGCUGACUCAUAGAAGUGUGUGAUAUUGUCACCCCUGUAGAACUAGCAGACUUCUUCUUCCCUUAGUACCUUUGGGGAUGUCAGAGGGUUCUUGUCUCAAAAGGGCAACCCCCAGCUUAGGUGUCAGAUGCCUCCCAUUUAACUUGCAUUGCACUGUCUGUUCAUAGCCUCAACAAACAUCACAACUGGUCUGUGUCCCUCUUCUGUUUGCUGAGAGACCAUAGGAAUUCUGGUGCCGUGAGCCUCUUGGCCAGCGACUUAAAGUUCUGUGAAUAAGACUCCUGGAGCUCAAGGAGUUAAUAGGAGAAGUUAGAUAUUCUAAUACGGUUUUCUGAUCAUCUUUCCACAUUCAGUCCGCAUUAUCCUGGCUUGAAGCCUCAAUGAGUUGUCAAAGUUUGGGGUCUAAUAACUUAUUUAGUACCCUAAUUUUAAUAAUUAAACAGUAAAACUCUCCUCCAUUUGAUUCCUUGAAUCCAAAUGUCAGCAAUUGCAAAGAUUGGUCUUUAUUUUUAAGUUUGUUUUUCUUUUUUACAGCUUUGCCUUCCCUAAACUUUUUUUUUUUUUUUUUGGGUAGUUUUCCUUGGUAUCGUGUCUUGAACACUAGCUAUGGUCUAUGUACUUUACAAUAAAAAGAUCUAAUAUAUUUUGAAACAUGUCUGGUGCUGUCAUGAAGAGUUUCCAGUCCAGAAACCAAGCAUUGUUCCCUCAUGUGCUGUUUGUUGGAAAUCUAGCACGUUUACCAACCUUCUGACUUUUUUCAUGUGUGGUUCUCCUACCCCAGAAUGUACAGGUGGCCCCUCUUGAAUGCUGAGUCUAUUUAAGACUAGAUCCACCAUUGGUCAUAAUGCAAACAAAACUACUACAGACUUCAGUGGAAGUGCUAUCUGCAUAAGGAUUACUAGACCAAGUCUUUCAAAGGUUAUCCUGGGCUUGUCUCUUUGUGGUGGUUUGUUUUGUUUGUUUGUUUGUUUGUUUUUGUGUGUGUUUUCCUGGUUAAGAACUUUAGUUGGCAUCGCUCAAAGUUGAGAAUAGUCUUUUGCCAGCCCUUUAAAAGAGCACCACCUCUGCGCAGAGUUCUAAAAGUUCGUGCUUGUGGCAGUCUUUAAAAUGUAAAUUGCAUUUGAAAAUAAGCUGUUAAAUUAGAACUGCGAUUGCUCCCUCUCCUAGCUUGUUGAGGAGAGUAGCAACCCCGCUCCAAGACCAGCUUAACAAUCAGAAAGGAAAAACUCUUCCCUUUCGGUUUCUCACGCUGGAUCUGCUGCAGUCUUGUCUAUCUACGGCUGGCCUCGUGAAUGUCACUGUUUUAAGAUGGUGACUCCUAGCAGGAGGCUGAGGAAUGGUUUUAAUUAGAACACUUUUGGAUUCACAAUUUACAUGCUGCUAAAAUGCCCUCUGUGCUUCUAGGGUGCUGUGCUGAAUACAUCAUCUUUUUUUUUUUUUUUUUUUUUUUCCCUGAAUACUAGCAUUCUGAUUUGCUUAAACGUAGCUCUGGCUGGAUAAAUAGCAGAAACCAUAGUGAUCUGUGCCUCUAUUUCCUCUUUCCUGUGACAGUCCUCUUCUGCUAUGCAGUGCACCCCCAUCCAAACACGCUACGUUACGUCUACCUCUGCAGUAAGGAUCCUAGGUUCUGGCUCCUCAACUUAAAAUGAAGUUGAUUGCAAUUGUGCCUCUUUUUUGUGAUGUGAUAAUAGUGGCUCCCAAAUUAACACUUGAUAGAGCAAGGUUUGCUGUGUGACCCAGAUGGGAAUGAGGUACUGGAUUUGUCUUAAAGGAGCUCAAGACCAACUUAUGCAUUAUCUAUAGAGGUCUCUCCUCUAACAUGGUACAAAUGACACCUCAUUCUAACUCUUAUGCAUUCUGUGUAGACAACAGAUACCUUUACUUCAGAUUUAUUUUUGUAUUCUUCAGUGCAACUUUUUCCUGUUUUCCAUCUUUUGCUGUUUGUUCAGUUCUACAGGUUUUACUCAAAUGGUCAGGAAAGCCUUUUAGGGUUAGUCUCAAAUCUUUGAGCUGGUUGUGGGUUUGUUUGGUGUGGGUUUGUUUUUUUUAAACUGACUGCAACAUUGCAUGGAGAGAUUGGGGCACAACUAAUUGGACUCAAGGCAUCUUUCUCUUUAGGGCAGAUGUCACUCUGUGUAUUGGCAGGCCAUCCUCCCCAGUUGUACAGAUAUUUUAUAUAGACACACGUAUGUACAUCUGUAGAUACAUGUUUUUUAACUUUUUGCACUGAUCAUCACUCAAAGUGAAACCUUGAAUUAAAAAAAAAAAAUGGAGACUUUACAUUUUCACACAGAUCUAAAUGUCUAGAGAACCUACUGUAUUUUAUUUGCUGGAACAAUGGCUCACGAUGUUAGUGACCCCCACAUGUACUCUGUAGCUGGCUUGCGGUGGCUUAUGGGACUGCUUGCAAGUCCCAGGUCAGACUUGCAUGCACUCUCCUAAACUAGAGAAUGUCCAGAUGUGAGGUGAGUUCUGGCAACUCUGGUUUGAUUAAUGGCCACCACAGUCCCACCUCUUUUUCAUCUCUGGGGUCGGGGGGUGGAACUUGGGUCAUCACCAGCUGCUCAGAAAUGGAAGCUCGAGCCAGGUGGCUUCUAACAAGGCCUUAUUCACAGACCUGACCAACUUGGCUUUAAAAUCUUUCAUAGUCUGGUGCAAUAAUGUGGUCCAAAUUCCUCUCUCUAAAUCUGCAUGUAGUAUGCAUAAUUCAUUAAACUAUCAUCUCAAUCAAAGACACGGUAAAAUUACCCCAAAAAACACCCCCCAGACCUUAACCAUGACAUUAUUUUUCUUACCUAAGGAAAGUAGAUGCUUUGUGUUUCUCUGCAAACAAAGGCUGGGGAGGAAUUUGUAUUUUUGCUACAUGUGGCUAUAUGUAGCUGAAAUGAAUCUGUUCUAGUGGUGGAAUCAAAACUCUGAGCCCGUUGCAUGGGCUCGGUGUGUCCAUCGGAAGAGAGUGAAAAGGUUUGCUAGUAACAGAAGAGAAGUGUUGGCACGGGGAUUUCUUUAGAACGUUGCUUUGCUUCUUAAGCAUCUGGCAACCUCAGCCAUUCCACUUAACCGCAUCUAGGUAAAUUACACAAUGGUAGGAAGAUGUGGGUUGGCACAUCUGGCUUUGACCACCUGCUAAAUUCUGAUCCAGCUGUUGUAAAUAAAUUGAGUUGUGGCACACAUGAGCUGUAAUCCAAAGGCUUGGUUCAUCUUGAAGGUUAGCCCAUGAGUUGAUAUUUUGGCAACUGACAUGCACACUUCUGAGUUAGUCAAUCAGGUAGCUUCUACUGUAACACUCACACACGCAGGUGUUAGCUUUUUUUUUUUUUUUAAGUUCUCAAGCUCUUUCCCAGGGUUCCUGUGCAGGGAAAGGGUAGAGCUCUAGUUCUUGGUUUUUAAUGUUGUUAGUAUGAGGUUUUGAUAGCCGUGCUCACUGGAGAUGGCUCUAAACCAAAACCCCCCCAAAUCCAAACAGCCCUGAAAUUUGGGGGACGUUCAGAGCUGGACCUGGACCCGAACCCUGUGGCUUGGACCCACCUCUAGUGAUAAGUAGUUUUAUAUGCCAAAUGCAGUUUCCCUUUUUGAGACAGAAAGGGAAUGCUAAUCUGAUGCUCUGACAAGCUCCGCAGUACCCCUUCCCUUAUUUUCAACCUCCUCCCCUCCCCCCACUCACGCUCUUAACAGAGUUCUGGCUGACUUACAUUUUGUUUUUUAAAAGAUUCUAACUUUUUGUUACAAAGAAAUAAAAAGUGGCAAUAUUUUUUUCUGUAAUAAGGUUUUCAUAGGAAAGCGUAGUUUGUAACAAAGUUGUACAGUUCUGAAGUUUGAGAUACAAAAAAAAAAAAAGUACUGUGUGGAACGCUGUAAAUGGGGAAGAGAUUAUUUUAUGUACAGUACCAUGGGGGGAAUCUUUUAAUUCUGGUUGAUUCUUAGGAAGAAUUUAGUUCUUCACUGUCAGGGUUUGGAAUUUCAUGGAUUUCAUUUUUUUUCUUGUAUAGAAUGCUGCAUUUAAUUGAAUAAAAGCAGAAAGCAUCA